Molecule: messenger RNA, 5065 nt
Organism: Procambarus clarkii (red swamp crayfish)
Lineage: Eukaryota; Metazoa; Arthropoda; Malacostraca; Decapoda; Cambaridae
Product: DNA (cytosine-5)-methyltransferase PliMCI
Biological process (GO): negative regulation of gene expression via chromosomal CpG island methylation
Cellular component (GO): nucleus
Molecular function (GO): chromatin binding; DNA (cytosine-5-)-methyltransferase activity; zinc ion binding
Source: RefSeq, a predicted model, not a curated record
GGGAAACUUUUGGACCGUAUUGCGUGGCCGCCUCGGGUCAGUGGUUGGCGGGAGAUACACGGGCUUGUUUACCGCCAAAACUCACAUCUGCUUCACUUGGCUUCACUGAUAUUGUUAAUUUGUCCGUGGUUCUGGGACUCUAGUAAUGCCAAGCCUUGCCCCUGCCAUCACCAUUCCCGAAGAUGUUCGCACAAAAAUUGAUCGACUUAAAGAAGAAUACCAAGAGGAAGAGGUUACACAGAAAGGCUAUAUCAAAAGACUGCGCGCACUGCUCACUGGUCUUCUGAUGGCAUCUGAUCAGGAGGACAUUGCCCAGCUGGAGAAGGACCUCGAUGAGGGAGAUAUAACUGAGAAAGGCUUCUUCAGUAAACUGGAAAAGCUGCUAGAGUCUUCUCUAACUUUAGCCACAGCAAAUGAUGAGAACACAGAUAAUAAACUAGGGAAAUUAAAGAAAGGCUCUGAAUCAUUGAAAGAAAAACUGCUCGUGUUUGCUAAUAAGGAAGGUAAACAUUCUGAAAAGGAAGGGACCUGUACCAAGAAUAUUGAUAAGGUAGAUAAGAGUGCUAACAAAGAAAAUGAUAAAAAUGUCGGAAAUGGUGAUGCUGUUCAAGCUCCCUGUGAAGUUGAGAGUUCUGGAGGAGAAAAUGAGAGCGUAAGCAGUGAAUCAGAGGGCGGCUCCAGUAGUAAGGAGGGAAAGUGUGUUAUGGAAGAGGGUGAGAAAAUGGAAGUAGAAGAUGCAAAGCCAUCAAGUCAGAAGAAAAAAAUUGGCGCAGGCGGGUGUCGAGGUAGAAGACGGAGUUCCCAGAAUGGAGGGGUCCAGAGGUCUGUAGCCGAUAUGUUCACAAAUGUCAAUAGUAAGCGUAAGUGUGAGGUGCCAAAUGAAGUUGGAGAAAGUGAUGAUUCACCUGCCUCUGAGCCUGACGAGAAAAAGAAAAAAAUUAAACACGAAGAGGAAGAUAAGAAAACAUCACAAAGCGAAAGCACUCGUCGUUGCACUCAAGGCUUGAUGAACCGGUGUGAGGUGUGCCACCAACACCUCAACAGCCCUGAUCUUCUCCUCUUCCCUGGACAUCCCGAAGGGGCACUGGACGAGUUUAUUGCACUUACAGACCUGAAGCUCUCCCUGUUUACGGGAGAUGAAGAGUUCAUCAAUGAAUAUGAUGAGCGUCCUCAGCAAAAAAUAACUGGGUUUAAUGUAUAUGAUAAAGAAGGUCAUCUUUGCCCUUUUGAUGGAGGUUUGAUUGAGCGUAAUGUUCUCCUCUACUUCUCUGGCUACGUGAAGCCCAUCUAUGAAGAAGACCCAACAAUUGAGGGUGGAGUUCCUACUAAAGAAAUGGGACCAAUCAAUGAGUGGUGGAUCUCUGGCUUUGACGGAGGGGAGAAAGCACUGAUUGGAUUCUCUACUUCAUAUGCUGAAUAUAUACUUAUGGAUCCAAGUGACACGUACGCUCCAUUUGUUGAUGCUGUUCGAGAGAAGAUUUACAUUAGUAAAAUAGUGAUUGAGUUUCUGGUGAACAACGAUGAUGCUAUGUAUGAAGACUUGUUGAAUAAGCUGGAGACAACAGUACCGCCAAGUGGUAUUGCUGUGAUAACAGAAGAUACACUCUUGAGACAUGCCCAGUUUGUUUGUGAUCAGGUGCACAACUUCGACUUAGCAGGGGAUGAAGGAGAUGACAUGCUCAUUACAACACCUUGUAUCCGGUCGCUAAUUAAGUUAGCAGGGGUCAUGCUAGGCAAGCGCCGAGCUUUAAGACGCACGGGUCCAAAAUUGAAGGUAGAUAAAAUGCCAAAAUGGACCAAAGCAACUACAACUCCACUUGUUAGAAACUUGUUUGAAUCAUUUUUCUCUGGCCAGAUUGAAUCUGAGAAAGAGGGUUUGCACAAUACAAAGAGAACACGAUGUGGUGUUUGUGAUACUUGCCAAAGACCCGACUGUGGUGAAUGUAAGCAGUGUAAGGAUAUGGUGAAGUUUGGUGGAACUGGCAAAUCAAAACAGUGCUGCUUGGAGCGCAGGUGUCCAAACAGGGUUAUAGCUGAAGCUGAAGAUGAUGAAGACAUUGAGGAACUUGCAAGUAUUUCCAUUGGAGAUCUAUCGACCUCCAAGCCCAAACAGCACCGUAUCCGUAAACACACUCAUCAUACCACUUGGCUUGGGGAUCCUAUCAUUGUAGAAGGCAAGAGAACUUACUAUGAAUCAGUGUCAAUUAAUGGAGAAGAAUAUCAUAUAAAUGACAAUGUGAUGGUAGAACCAGAUGACCCGAAGAUCCCAGUAUAUAUUGCUCGCAUCAACCAUAUGUGGGAAGAUGGACGUGGAGAGAGGCACUUCCAUGCUGACUGGUACUGUCGAGGGAGUGACACGGUUCUUGGCGAGACGGCAGAUCCACUUGAACUUUUCAUUAUUGAUGAUUGUGAAGAUACUGUUUUAGAUUCCAUCAUAAAAAAGGUAACUGUGACUUACUAUGAAGCCCCAUCCAACUGGAAGGAGCUUGGGGGAGUUAAUGAUCCAGAUGAAUUCUACCCAGUGAAGAACAGUGAUGGCUCUCAUUACUUUUAUCAGAAGAUCUACCAGCCCCAGUAUGGCCGCUUUGAAGACAUUCGUCAAGAUGAAGAACCAGAGGAACAUAUGAAGCAUCGCCACUGUGUCUCUUGUGCUCGCAUAAAACAGUCAGAAGUGUUUGAAAUGUGUGUUUUGGGUAAAAAACUGGAAGACGAGUCUACAAAGAAUCAGAUUUACGCAUCACUGUGUUACAAGGGUAAUGAUUAUGCAGUCGGUGACAGUCUCUUUGCCAGUCCUGAUGCAUUUGAUUUCAAGGUUAAGCAAGCACCACCUCCCAGAAGAGAAGAGAGGAAAAAGAAUGUUGAUGAAGAGAUGUAUCCAGAAUACUAUAGAAAAUCAUCAGACCAUGUAAAAGGAUCAAAUGACGCUACACCAGAACCCUUUAAAAUUGCACGAAUCCUCAGCAUUACACCUCGAGUUUCAGGAACAACUUUGAGCCCCAGUGAUGUUACCCUGAAGGUGGCCAAGUUUUACCGUCCGGAGAAUACCCACCGUGGUAUUUCUGCUUCCUACCAAACAGAAUUGAAUCUACUUUACUGGAGUGAAGAAGAGGCAUCAAUUACCUUCAAUGAUGUUAUGGGAAAAUGCUUCGUUUCCUAUCAAGAAAAUAUUGGAAGCAAGUCUGUUGAUGAUUACAUGACUGAGGGUCCAUAUAGAUUCUUUUUUGCGGAGGCAUACAAUUCAAAGGAUAAGACAUUUACCGAGCCUCCUGCAAAAGCCCAAGCAUUGGGAAGUAUUGGCAAGGGCAAAGGAAAAGGAAAAGGAAAGGGGAAAGGAAAAGGAAAAAGUUGUAAUGAUGAGAACAAUGAAGUGAACAGCUUCCAGGGCUUUGAGGAGUAUCCGCCAGUUGCACACAAGUUGCGGACUCUUGAUGUCUUUGCUGGCGUUGGAGGUCUCUCUGAAGGCUUUCACCAGGCUGGAAUAAGUAAAGCCAGUUGGGCAGUUGAGGUAUUUGAACCAGCUGCUCAAGCAUACCGUCUCAAUAAUCCAAACGCCACAGUCUUUACUGACGACUGUAAUCUUCUUCUGAGAAUGGUUAUGGAUCAAGAGAACAUGAACAAAAAGGGCCAGCGUUUACCUCAGAAGGGUGAUGUGGAGAUGCUUUGUGGUGGUCCACCUUGCCAGGGAUUCUCGGGCAUGAACAGAUUUAAUACACGUCAGUAUUCUCAGUUCAAGAAUUCCCUUGUAGCGUCUUACCUGUCAUACUGUGAUUUCUACCGUCCGAGAUUUUUCCUCCUUGAGAAUGUGCGGAACUUUGUGUCAUACAAGUGUAACAUGGUUCUCAAACUAACCAUGCGGGUUUUGGUAAAGAUGGGUUACCAGUGUGCUUUUGGAAUCCUUCAAGCCGGUAAUUAUGGCGUUCCACAAACCCGUAGAAGAGCCAUCAUAAUAGCAGCUGCCCCAGGGGAGAAGCUUCCAUUAUUUCCUGAGCCCACUCACACAUUUGCCCCGAGAGCAUGCAUGCUAUCUGUUGUGGUUGAUAACAAGAAGUAUGUCAGUAAUUGUCAGUGGGUGGUGUCUGCCCCGCUACGCACAAUAACAGUAAGAGAUGCUUUGUCAGACUUGCCAGAGAUUCGUAAUGGAGACCGUAAAGAAGAAAUUAACUAUGGCUCUGAACCUGAAUCUCAUUUUCAACGUCUGAUUCGGGGCAAACAGUAUCAACCACUUCUUAGGGAUCACAUGUGUAAGGAAAUGGCUCCAUUGAUUGAAGCACGUAUGCGACACAUCCCUACAGCACCUGGAUCAGACUGGCGCGAUUUACCUAAUAUAGUUAUACGGCUCUCGGAUGGAAAAGAAGCAAAGAAAUUGCAGUACACUCAUCCAGACAAGAAACAAGGUAGAGCUUCCAAUGGUGCUCUUCGUGGUGUUUGCUCCUGUGCAACUGGCAAGGCUUGUGAUCCUAUGGAUAAGCAAUUCAACACACUCAUUCCAUGGUGUUUACCUCACACUGGAAAUCGCCACAAUCAUUGGGCUGGUCUCUAUGGUAGGCUAGAGUGGGAUGGAUUUUUCUCCACUACAGUAACUAACCCCGAGCCAAUGGGGAAACAGGGACGUGUCUUGCAUCCAGAACAAACACGUGUUGUAAGUGUGCGGGAGUGUGCAAGGUCCCAAGGCUUCCCAGAUACAUAUCGUUUCCAUGGAACAAUCUUGGAUAAGUAUAGACAGAUCGGAAAUGCAGUGCCUCCACCUAUGGCACGAGCAAUAGGGCUGGAGAUUCUGAAGUGCUUGCAAUCAAAGGAAAAGAAUGUGGUUAUGAGGCUUGAUGAUGUAAAAGCACAAGUCGACUAGCAUUGUUGUGCUAGUGCUAUAUUUCAAUAUACAGCUAGGUACCCAUAGAUGUAUUUUUAACUAUUUUUAUGAAAUAUGCCAAAAUUUAGCAGUUUUAUAAUUUUUAUAUGGAAAUAAAUUAGCUUUUUAAAUAUUUUAUUUGUUUUAACAUUGACUAUUUUUAAAUUGCCAUUUUAUGAAGCAUAUCAAGUUUGUAAUAAAAUGACAUUGAAUGUGCUA